GGCUGUCAAGUCAUUUUAGCUUACCCCUCAGUUGGAUAUAUACAAAUGUGAAACAACAAAAAAUUUUUAUAUUUAUCAAGAUUUUAGUUUACAAGUAAAAACUAUAUUCUGCAUUAACAAAACAAUACGUUUUGUUGAUGAAAUUAGCACACGAGCACCUUGUUUCGCAUAGCAAGUUGUGCUAUUUUUUUUUGGCGGUAAGUUUUUCAUUGCAAAAGAAAGAACAGGAUAUUUAGGGAAAUUCAGAGAAUGGUGCGACCAAAUCGACGUAAGGGCAUUGAAGAGGUCUAUGGCACCAAAUUGGAGGCCAUGCAAACCAGCCGACCGCAGACAAUUCCCCAACCGGGCAUGACAAAGACGGCAACAAUGCGUGUCGCUUCCUCGCGUCAAGGAGACGCUCGCACCCAGCGUAGUUAUGUCACAGCCAAUGAUUACUAUAUUACAACGAAUGUGCCACUGAAUGCCACCAACAUGAGGGCUGCAAACAGCAGCAUUGUGGCACAGCCAUCUAAGACGUCACACAUGCCGGUACAGAUGCAGGUGGCAUCCACACAGGCCAUGUCAUAUGGUUCAGUGUCGAACCGACGAAGCAAACAGAGUGCUCGCCAGCCGAUACAGAGCCAGCCGCAGAAGGUUCACUUUGUGGCAUCGGAUAACAACAACAACAACCACAACAACAAGGGACUUGGCCAUAUGCAUCCCCAUGGUCACAAUCAUCCACAUGCCAAGCAAAUGCCUAUGCAAAUGACACAGCGAAACGCCUAUGCACAGAGCAUGGAAAUGGAAACCAAUGUGGCCGAACUCUCAGACAAGGAUCUAAUGAUCUCAACGAGCAAUCUUAAUGCUCGUCGGCCACAUACGCAUUCCCAUCAGAGCCAGCCGCAUCCACAUCCACAUCCGUUGCAGCAUCAGUUGCAUCAACAGCAGCAGUUAAAUAAUCCGAUCAACACAAACAACACCAAUAAUUUGCAUCACAUGCAUCAUUCGCAACAGCAGCAUCAGAAUCCGAAGCAGCAUCAACAACAACAGCAGCAGCAACAACAUCAAAAACAUCAGCAACAUCAGCAACAUCCGCCACAUCAGCAACAUCAGCGUCAAAAUCAGCAACAUCGUGGAAUGCAUUUGUCAGCUGUAGCCGAGGAGGAGGAAAAGGAUGAUGAUCCCGAAGAGUUUUUUGAGCUUAUACGCCAGACUGUAAAGACUGCAGUUGGAACAACCAUUUGUGAUGUGGUCAGUCGCAAUUUUCACGAUUUGUCUAGCAAAAUGGAACGCUUUUCGAAUGAACUCAAGGUGACUAAUGAUCUAUUUUGUAAACUGCACGAAGAAGUUACCAACAAGGUCAUGCACUAUGGGGAAGAGAACACCCGUCAUUUUCGAUAUCUGUGCAUGAAGUCCGAAUACGACAAAAUGUUCUAUCAGCAUCAGACGAUGAUAACCAGCAAAAACUCCUCUAACAAAGUGGCCGCUGCAUCACAGGCGAAUCUUACACCUGCUGCAGUGCCCACCAGGGUUGCUAAGCAGUCAGCUGCAUUGAAUCAGAAGAGUGUUAAGCAACAGCUGGCAGCUGGAAAGUUGGGCCAAGGCAAUCUGAAGAAAUUAACCAGAGAAUGUGUCAAAGCGCAGAAUCCUUGUGCAUGUCGCAGUACUUCAAAGUCACCACCCCAACCGCAGAUGGAGGAGCAACAGUCGUCAUCGGAGCAGAGCGUCAAUGUUAAGUCCUCGGAGCUGGGCGUACGUGAAGUGUUGGGGCAAAUACAACGCUUUUGCACACAAAUGCAGCUGAGCGAUCUUAAGGAUGAGCAGCCAAAAUACAACUCAAUGACUGGCAUAUCCAACAUUGAAAUUAGCAAAAUCACAAGCUCGGGUUCAGGAACUUUGGCUGGUGAUCCGACCGUCAAAGAGGCCAAGGGAAAAUCCCAUAUUAAUUUAGCAACUGCUGGUGGUGAUGCCCUCGAGGCUGAGAAUGAGACACCAGUUGAUAGCAUGGACGAGAUCGAGAUUGAUAACUUUCAAUAUAGCUCCGAUGAGAUGUCCUCGUACAGUGAUGACAGUGAUGUCAAAUUUAGCGGUACCACCACAGCGCGAGCUCCACUCCAUCAGCCAUCCAGGCCCAAAACUUCCAUUCAGCAUUCCAACAAAGGCGCCGGUGAUGGACAGUAGAGUCUGCUAUUAAACCAAACUAACCAAUUACAAAUUCUAAACACAAAACAGCACAACAAUCCAACUGAAUAAUUUAGUAAAAAGAUUGAGUUACGGUUUAGUUUAUUUGGAUCGCGCAAAAUUUAAACGAUGAGUGCCAAAUGCAGAGGGCAAAGAAUGGAUACAAGCAUAGGUACAACAAAAAUAUGUUUGGAUAUUUUUACCUCAAGAAAUUUGUUUCAUGCGUGUUAAUUUUAUUGAAAUGGAAAAACUAUGUAAAAUAUAAUCAUAAUCAUAACAUUAAAAAAAUUAAA
Molecule: messenger RNA, 2453 nt
Organism: Drosophila innubila
Lineage: Eukaryota; Metazoa; Arthropoda; Insecta; Diptera; Drosophilidae
Product: putative mediator of RNA polymerase II transcription subunit 12
Exons: 3
Coding region: 250-2160 (636 amino acids)
Source: RefSeq, a predicted model, not a curated record